AUGAUGACACCCUUUUUCUCCCAUGGACUCCUCUUGCUAGCAGGCCUGUGUUACCUGCUUUCCAGAACCCAAGCUACAUAUGAAGAAUUCUACAGUGACACAAGCAUUAAUCGUUUUAAUUGCCGGAAGGUAGCUCUCACCAUCAGCAAUUUUUCCAUCUCUUUGUACAAAGAGAUGGCGCAGGAGUCAAAACAUGAAAAUAUUUUAUUCUCCCCUGUUAGAGUUGUUGCUUCGAUUUUAAUGCUCUCCCUAGGAGCCAAUGGUAAUGUUAGCCAACAUACCCUGGAGGCCCUAAAGCUCAACAAAACAGGCUUGUCUGAAGCUGAGAUCCACAAGUGUUUCCAGUAUCUACUUCGUGCCCUCAACCAGCCCAACGAGGUGUCCCCACUGAGAAGUGGUAGCAGUGUGUUCAUCCACCGGAACCUGAACCAGGGGAACAAAUCUGUGGAGAUGAUCAAGAACCUGUACUUAUCUGAAGUCGUGGCUAUCAACUUCAGAGACUGCAAUGAAGCCAAGACCCAGAUCAACAAUCAUAUGAUGAAGAAAACCAACAGGAAAAUCAUGCACAUGACCAAAGAGCUGAAGAAUGACACAUUCCUUGCCAUGAUGAACUACAUUAUCUGGAAUGGCAAAAUUAUCAGCAACUUUGAUUGUCAGUUCAUCAAGAUGGAGAAUUUCUACCUAGGACGUAGGCAGGCCAUGAAAGUACCGAUGGUCAACAACGUGGGUGUGUAUCAUCUGUUCCAAGUCAACGAUCUGUCUAGCACGGUGCUAAUGCAUACCAACAACAAAGGCAGCGCCAUAGCCUACUUCAUCAUACCUAAAAACAAGAACUUGUACAAGGUAGAGGAGAGAUUGACUUUCCCACACUUCCGCCGGAUGACUCAACAAUUUAGCCUAAGGAUGGUCAAGGUACACAUACCCACAUUGUCACUGUCUGAGUCUCAUGACGUGGACACAAUAAUGGAGCUACUAGGAAUCACCCCUGUUUUCAACAAGAAAGCCAACAGCUCAGUGAUCAUGGAACAAACACCUCAGAAGUCCUUCAAGGUGGUUAGUAAGGCCAUGCUGACCCUCGAUGAAAUGGGGAUAAAAUCCACUACAGGUUCAUGCAUUGAAAGUAAACAAUGGUCUGAUAUUCCUCUUGUUAGACUAAAUAGACCCUUCAUACUCUUCAUCCAGGACCCAGAAAACAAAGCACCCCUCUUUUUAGGUAGGGUAGUCAAUCCCAGAGAGUAA
Molecule: messenger RNA, 1239 nt
Organism: Cricetulus griseus (Chinese hamster)
Lineage: Eukaryota; Metazoa; Chordata; Mammalia; Rodentia; Cricetidae
Source: RefSeq, a predicted model, not a curated record